GCUUUUGGAGGUGAUGAUUCAGAUGUUGGAUCCCCCAGGAUUAAUCUCACAGCAACAGCAAAAUCAAAUCCUCCUGUAGAUUCUCAGUCACUUAGAGAGUCUGACAUUCAAUUAAAUGAGCAACAAGGCCAACAGAAACCAAGCGUAAAUGAGAUGGACAGUCCUAGUAUUGUACCUGGUAGCGAGUCUCAUCGAUCAAUGGGGGAAAUAUUAUCUGCUAUGGAUCAAGGUCUACCUCAAUCUGUUGGUCCUGAAUCAUGUGUUGAGAAGUCAAUGAACAAACUUACAAACUCCACUCCCAAUGUUAAGCGGUCGACGUUUUGGGGUAGAAGCACUGCCAGGAAAACACCCUCAAUGGAAUCAAUUGAUUCUUCUGGAGAGGAAGAAAUGGCUAUCCAAAGGCUUGAGAUUACAAAAAAUGAUUUGCGGCACAGGAUUGCAAAGGAGGCUAGAGGAAAUGCAAUUUUACAGGCUAGCUUGGAGAGAAGGAAGCAAGCUUUGCAUGAGCGUCGUUUGGCACUUGAACAAGAUGUUUCAAGACUGCAAGAGCAGCUGCAAGCUGAGAGAGAUCUACGUGCUGCUUUGGAGGUUGGGUUGAGCAUGUCUUCUGGACAGAUGUCGAGUUCUCGUGGUAUGGAUUCCAAGACAAGGGCUGAGCUUGAGGAGAUUGCUCUUGCUGAAGCAGAUGUGGCCAGGUUGAAGCAGAAAGUUGCAGAACUCCACCAUCAACUAAAUCAACAACGACAGCAUCACUAUGGCUCCCUCUCCGAUGCAUGUGAUCGUUAUCAACAAUUCCAAAAUCAUAAUUCUCAACAGAAAUAUUUUCAGCAAGAUUUUGAUACAACCCUUGCUUUUGCUAACCAUGAAAGGAAACAAAGAACUGAGGAAAGUUUAUUGGGGGCAGAGUUGAGGAAUAUUAAAGGACAAGUGUUAACAUCUGGCAGCAGUAGCAGGCAGCCUGCUCGGAAGCAAUUCUUAGACUCUGCAAGCUUUAGUGAUUCCAAAAGUACUGAGGCAUCCACGAGCAUAUCUAUGGAUGAGCUUUGUGCUGUUGAUUCUGCUUCCAUGCCUUCCACUUCAAGGGCAACAGAGGUGAUAGAUUAUCCUAGACAUCCUUCUGCAGCAUCGUCCACUUUGGUAGAAUUAACAACACGUCUCGACUUCUUCAAGGAACGGCGCUCUCAGCUGAUGGAACAACUUCACAACCUUGAUUUAAACUAUGGGACGGCACCUCAAGAUUUUGAACGGCGCUCUCAGCAUCAUCUCCUCCAUGGAACUGAUUGAAGACACGAUACUUCUCAAGCCAGUUGAGUGGCUGACUACUUGCCAUUUGUACAUCCUUUUGCAUAUAGUUGUGCUUGUGAUAACAUGCACCCAUAUUCUCUUUUUUCGUUUUUCAUUUAUAGUUUUUCUUAAUUUUUUGUAAUUGAGAACUUGGCUGUUUCGAGAAGGAUCUUUUUCCCUCUCCUUUCCCGUCUUUGUUUCUUUUCCCUCCAUUUACUCAUGCCACAGUUUGUGUAGCCAUUGUGUUUUUCUUUUUUUUAUGAAUAAUAGUGGUGAGUGUGUUAAAUUGCAUAAACUACUCAGAAGGAAAUACUUUAAUUCUGAAACAUAUGUAAUAUAGAUUUGUUUUAUGUAGUAAAAUACUACUAUCAUUGUUAUUUA
Camellia sinensis is the source of this 1665-nucleotide messenger RNA. Lineage: Eukaryota; Viridiplantae; Streptophyta; Magnoliopsida; Ericales; Theaceae. The record is from RefSeq and is a predicted model, not a curated record.